AUGUACCUAUACCACAGCAACAAGUGCGCGAUCAAAAAAGGCAUACCAUUCUUCCGCAACGUAGUUAGUAUAUCCUUUUUGAGGAAGGCACAAAAUGGGGAUACAGUAAAAAGGCGAAAGGUGUUUUGCAGCACCAAGUUCAUUUCGACCAUUUCGGAAGAGCGUGAAACAGGAUGUGGCCAAACGAACACGGAUCAGCCUUCCACCGGGUUUGGAAGUUACACUGAGAAAAGUAGCUAUAAAGACAUAAAGAUUGUAGAAAAUGAAAAGGAAGGCAAUGACGCCGCUGAAGAAAUAAACCAAAACGACAUCAUUGCAGUAGAUUUUGAGGGGACAAAUUUGGGGAAGUAUGGAAAGGUAUGCAUAAUGCAGGUGUACACGGAGGAAAGAACCCAGGGAGGAACACGCCAAAAAAGUGAGUGCUUAUCCCGUGAGAAGUACUACAUAUUCGACUUGCUAAAAAUGUCAGUCAUAAAAAGUGUCAAAAAAAUAAUCGAAAAUAAGAAAACGCUAAAACUGGUACACGACUGCAGGGAAGAUAGCUCCGCCCUGUAUAACCAGCUGGGAAUAAAAUUCGAAAACGUUUACGAUACAUCCAGGGCGCACAUGCUACUGAUGGAAAAGAACAAAAGUAAUGACAUAUAUCAAGUAAGCUUUCUCCAACUGUUGAACGAUUAUUUGGGGAUUAAGGAUGAGUGUUUAAGUAGCAUCAAAAAGGAAAUGUAUAAGAAUGAAAAAAUUUGGGAAGUCAGACCAUUAAGUAAAAUGUCCAUCAUUUAUGCUUUAAAAAAUGUGAAGUACUUAUUCCCCCUGUACAGGAUUUUCGAUAACAUGCUUUCAAAGAAAAGCGUUUUGGAAAAAUCGAAAGAUUUUGUAAAUUACUGUUUUAUGAAUUCGCG
This is a messenger RNA of Plasmodium cynomolgi strain B, 899 nucleotides long. Its product is annotated as 3'-5' exonuclease domain containing protein. Gene Ontology annotation, biological process: nucleobase-containing compound metabolic process. The transcript has a single exon. The annotation marks the transcript as partial. NCBI's taxonomy places the organism in Eukaryota, Apicomplexa, Aconoidasida, Haemosporida, Plasmodiidae. The record is from RefSeq and is a predicted model, not a curated record. Gene Ontology annotation, molecular function: 3'-5' exonuclease activity; nucleic acid binding.